This is a messenger RNA of Symsagittifera roscoffensis, 531 nucleotides long. Its product is annotated as transmembrane emp24 domain-containing protein 10-like. The record is from RefSeq and is a predicted model, not a curated record. NCBI's taxonomy places the organism in Eukaryota, Metazoa, Xenacoelomorpha, Acoela, Convolutidae. Gene Ontology annotation, biological process: Golgi organization; intracellular protein transport; endoplasmic reticulum to Golgi vesicle-mediated transport. Gene Ontology annotation, cellular component: Golgi apparatus; endoplasmic reticulum; COPII-coated ER to Golgi transport vesicle. The transcript has 3 exons. The coding region runs from base 1 to 531 and encodes 176 amino acids.
AUGACGGAGGAAACGCAGAGGCAUUUCACGGAUGGCUGGGAUCCCCUGUUCAUCGGCUACACGGCGGCAGUCUACUUCCACAUCAGCGAGAGGAAGGUAACUGACAUGAAGCAGCACGUUCUCUUCACCAAAGAAGAUGCAAGCAGCGGAAAGUUUGCGUUCACCACUGAAGAUUACGACCGCUUCGAAGUCUGCUUCAUUUCACAGGGACCUGAAAGCGGACCCAGUAGAGAAGUUAAGUUAGUGUUGAAACAUGGAGUUGAGGCCAAAAACUACGAAGAAACAGGAAAAGUGGAAAAAUUGAAGCCCCUGGAGAUUGAACUGAGACGACUGGAAGACUUGAGCGAGUCCAUAGUCAAUGACUUUUCGUACAUGAAGGAGCGAGAGGAAUACAUGCGGGAUACAAACGAGUCGACGAACAGUCGAGUGCUGUACUUCAGUGUCUUUUCCAUGUGCUGCCUGUUUGGUCUGGCUACCUGGCAAGUGCUCUACUUGCGCAAGUAUUUCAAGUCAAAGAAGCUAAUUGACUAA